GUGGCUUAGUCGUAUGAUCGUAUCCUGCUCUUUCUAGAGUGAAUAAUGCUACACUAUCCACAUAUAUAUGACAUUAUACUAUCUAAUAGAUGAAUAGUUCACAAAUACAUGUAAGUCUCAUUUUUAUUAAAGAGAUGGUAAAUAUGAUACGAAAAACGUAGUAAGAGUUGCAUUUGUACCUUGAAGAGUAGAAUAUCACUUUGUUUAGAACAUAAUACCAUAUAAGGAAUUACAAAAUACCACACCUUUAAUAAAGAUUAAAGAUGGAACGCACAUAUGUUUGAUGGCCUACUUUUGUUAAAAAAAUGGGUACAAAAUAUGAUAUAAGGAACACAAAGUGUAAUCUACGGUGGAAAUUGAUACAAAUAUGAUGUAAAACAUAUGGUAAGUGUAAUCUACGCUGGAAAUUUAAUUUCCACGCCACUCUCAAAAAUCCAAUUUAUUGUGCUCGUGUCGUUUCCCUUUUAAGCCAGGCAGUCACACGAAGUAGCUCAAACUCUUCCACGACUUCACUUCAACAUGCAAUUCAUACCCUUUCUUACGCCACUUGUCACGACUUCACUACAACUAACAAAACUAGUGACAAUAUUUUCAAACCCUAAAUCAUUGCUAUAUAAUCAACCAGUCUCUUCUCAACUGAUCAUCAUCACAACCCAAACCAAUCUCUCCAAACAUCAAAAAUGGCAACGACUCACGCACAGGUUCCCGGCGAGCCAACCCCGACGAGCAUGGCCUUCCUUGAGACCGCGACAGCCGCGGUCCAAAACUUCAGCCCUAUCAAAAGCAUCCACCAGCACCUUUGCGCCUUCCACUUCUACUCCCACGACAUGACCCGCCAAGUUGAAGCACACCACUUCUGUGCCCACCAGAACGAAGAGAUGCGUCAGUGCCUCAUCUACGACAGUGAAGCUGCUGACGCCAAGCUCAUUGGCCUCGAGUAUCUCAUAUCCGAGGCCCUCUUCCUCAAACUCCCGGACAGCGAGAAGCCGCUCUGGCACUCGCAUGAAUACGAGGUCAAGAGCGGGGUUCUCUUCAUGCCCGUUCCGGGUCCCAUCGAGAGGCAAGACCUGGACAAGCUGUGCAAGACUUAUGGGAAGACCAUCCAUUUUUGGCAGGUGGAUAGGGGGGACGAUUUGCCGCUCGGUAUUCCGCAAAUUAUGCUGGCUUUAACUAGGGAUGGACAGUUGCGACCGGAGCUCGCGAGAGACGUCGAGAGGCGGUAUGGGGUGAGUUUUGAGGAGGAGAGGGAGAAGCGAGCGUAUAUGGCGGGGCCGAAUCUUGGGAUUCAUCCUUUGGCCAACGGAGAAGAAAAAGGGUUUAAGACUGAGCUCAAGGAGGCGGGCUGUAUGCCUGUUGAUUCUGUUCCCAGUGUCUUUGUUUGAGUCUCUAGCUAUGUAAAAUAUAAUAGCCUGCACUGAGCAGUAGUAUUUGUAUGUUUUGUAUGGUGUAAUUUUGUGGAUAAACUACUAGUUUCGUGUUUGAAUAUUUCUAGGGCUUCAUGCUCUAUGUAUUUAUA
This is a messenger RNA of Pyrus x bretschneideri (Chinese white pear), 1516 nucleotides long. Its product is annotated as oil body-associated protein 1A. The record is from RefSeq and is a predicted model, not a curated record. NCBI's taxonomy places the organism in Eukaryota, Viridiplantae, Streptophyta, Magnoliopsida, Rosales, Rosaceae.